Paramecium primaurelia is the source of this 489-nucleotide messenger RNA. The record is from the annotation of a GenBank genome assembly. NCBI's taxonomy places the organism in Eukaryota, Ciliophora, Oligohymenophorea, Peniculida, Parameciidae.
AUGUAUCUUCAAACUUCUAAAUUUGAAGUACUGUCAAUGAUUGGUCAAAGUUCAGCACAUUAAGUGUUCAAAGCUUAGCAUAAUCUAACUUCAUAGUUAUAUGCAAUAAAAAUGGAAAAAUGUCCUAAUUCAGGACAAAUUGAAAAUGAAUUUAAAGUACUUAAAGAAUUAGAUGAAAUAGAAGGAAUUCCAAAAAUAAUCAACUAUGGAAUGACACCUGAUAAUAAGUAUAAUAAUAUGAAAGUAUUUAGAUCAUUUCUUAUAAUGCCUCUGUUAAAUUGUAAUUUACAUGAUGUUUUAAUAUGUUAAGAAUUGUCUUUAUCAUAAGUUUUAGCUAUUGGAUUAAAUAUUAUUGAGACUUUAGAAAAAAUUCANUAAAAUUACAGUUUAUUUUUAUUAACUAGAUAACUUUAAGACAGGUAAAAAUCUGUUUUUCAUAAAUUAUUGUAUACUUUAAAUCCAAUUAUAAAAAAUAAGAACUUUGUGUGA